Messenger RNA from Nicrophorus vespilloides, 1147 nucleotides. It is a transcript of the gene Rap2l, whose product is annotated as ras-related protein Rap-2b. Gene Ontology annotation, cellular component: plasma membrane. The record is from RefSeq and is a predicted model, not a curated record. The coding region runs from base 341 to 886 and encodes 181 amino acids. Gene Ontology annotation, biological process: Rap protein signal transduction; negative regulation of cell migration. NCBI's taxonomy places the organism in Eukaryota, Metazoa, Arthropoda, Insecta, Coleoptera, Silphidae. The transcript has a single exon. Gene Ontology annotation, molecular function: GTP binding; GDP binding; GTPase activity.
GGUAGCUGGAAGUAGUUGCAGUUCGCUUCAGUUUGAUCCUGGGAGCGUUGGUGUCGCAUUUAGUGCGAAAGUUGAGUUGAGCGAGAUUGAGUGUCCGCUCUCCCCACCAACAAAUAUUGAGUUUCCAGUUGGCCCCUCGUGGCUCUACACAAAAACACCCAGAGAUCAUCCACACACUAAGAUGGCGACGUGAUUGUGACUUGAUGAAAUGGCUUUCAUUAUCCGCCUUAGCUCUAACACUGAACCAAUUAGUUUUUUUAAUAGUCCGAUAGUAGUGAAUGUGUGCGUCCGAGUGUCUUAGAACUACGACCGUCUUGUGGUGAUUUGAAGUAUAAGAACAAUGCGUGAGUUCAAAGUUGUGGUUCUUGGGUCGGGUGGGGUUGGCAAAAGUGCUCUGACGGUACAAUUCGUGUCGGGAUGCUUCAUGGAGAAAUACGACCCGACCAUCGAAGAUUUCUACAGGAAGGAAAUCGAGGUAGACAACUCACCCUGCGUUUUGGAAAUAUUAGACACGGCAGGUACUGAGCAGUUCGCCAGCAUGCGCGACCUCUACAUCAAGAAUGGUCAGGGGUUCGUGGUCGUGUACAGCCUGACGAACAACCAGACCUUCCAGGAUAUCAGGACCAUGAAGGAAUUGAUCACCAGAGUCAAAGGAACAGAGAGGGUACCCAUCCUGCUCGUCGCCAACAAGGUGGACCUGGAGCACCAACGCGAAGUCACCAUCCAGGACGGGAACAGCUUGGCGACACAAUGGAGUUGCCCCUUCAUCGAGGCCAGUGCAAAGGACAAAAUCAACGUAAACGAAGUGUUCGCAGAGAUCGUACGCGAAAUGAACAUUAGUCCUGAGAAGGAGCAGCCCAGCUACUGCUGCUGUACAUUGCUCUAAUAGUAGCUCACUUCUCACACCAUAUUUUUUUAUAUUAUAUAUAAAUAUAUAAUAAUGUAUAAUGGGAACAAUAAUAAUGUGUUUCGGAACUAUGGUCAUGUAUGUCGUACCCACAGCCGCGGUCGGUGCUCCAACAAUAACAACAACAACUACAACAAAACCAACAACAACACCCAAGUACCUCUUUGGUGUCUAUUUCAAUUAAGCGCCUUCGAAGACGAUCAAGAGCUUAAAACAAAACAAAAAAAAACAAAAAAAAAA